Molecule: messenger RNA, 1899 nt
Organism: Heterobilharzia americana
Lineage: Eukaryota; Metazoa; Platyhelminthes; Trematoda; Strigeidida; Schistosomatidae
Source: the annotation of a GenBank genome assembly
AUGAGGCGCUACCCCGUGAAAUUUCGAGUCGUAUAUUUUAUUGUCCUACUGAUUUUUGUGUUCGGAGCACUUUGGCUGAUAAGCGAUCGAAAUAAGUCUGUCGCUGAGUAUCGGAGUGAAAUUAUUAACCUUUCCCGGCAGUAUAUCAAAGCGUUAGCCAAUAUUCAAAGUAUCGGCCCCGAUGACGCUUAUAGUGCAGAGUUAACUGGAUAUGACUUGAAGAAGACAUUAGCUGUUAUCCUAGACGAUACACUGCGUCGUGUUGACGAAAUAGAACUGAAACUUUCAAAUUUAACAGUAAUCACUCCUGAUAAGUCUAUAAAACAAAGUUCUGAAUAUCAUAAUCCUGUGUCACUUGUAUCGCAUACUCUUCGUGGUUUGAAAAUGCGCAAUAAUGAAGAAUUGAACUACAAAACAAUUGAUCACUUAGCUCUACUUCAAGAUGCCCAAGAGAAAUGUGUUGUAGACGCGAGAGAUAUAUCACUGUAUCCUGAAUGCUUUUCAAAGAUCGAGUGGCUACGAUCCGGCUGGACUAAUCAUCAGUGUUAUACUGAAUUAGGUGUAGAUGGAUCAGAAUGUUCAUUUGUGAGGUAUCUUAGUGAGGUCGAAAAUUUCUGCCCUCCAUUGGACAGCAGAAGAUUUUUCAAAUAUCGUCGGAAAGCAGAGAUUACUCGAAAUCUCGAGGGACUACUUAGUCUAUUGGCUUCAGAUCAGUAUCAUUCAGUGUCUAAGUCGUUCAUGCGUGCACGACUGAAGCGUAUGUGGCCUGACUGGUUAACAGGAGUUCAACAUUAUAUAAAUGGUUCUACGUCACAAUCUAGUUCAGCAGAUCAUUGUAAACAUUGUUCGUCUGCCAACGAGACUUGUAUUGCCCGUUGCAGGUCUACCAGUUUUGUAGGUCAACCAAUUUUGUUUGGAAGACCGAAGCUUAAUAUUCUGCUCCAUUUAGGAUUCUUAACAAACGGAGUUGGCUAUAGCUUUGAAUCACAUAUUGCUAAAGGUGGUCCCCUUGGUGAACUCGUUCAGUGGACUGAUCUGAUUGCUGCUCUUUACAUUCUUGGACACAAUAUAACAAUCACCUAUGAAGUUGCUGAGGCGAAAUUGAAGCUCCUUAAUCCUUAUCUGGAUUUAGUCCCGUGUCAGGUAGAAGGCAAUAAAUACGAUUUGGUUUACACAGACAUUAUAGGAUACAAAGGAAUGAAAAAACAUAAAAUUCGCGUACCAUCAUGUAAAUUUCGUAUACUGGAUACAUUUGGGACGGAGGCAGCAUAUAAUCCAAUUCUACACAUUUUUUCCUCACACACCGGACAAUUCUUUUUGGGCUUUGUUACUGAAGCAUUUUCUCCUAAAUCCAAACCGGGACCACAAGUAUCUAAGCCUAUUGCUCUUGUGUAUGGAAAAGAAAAUUACAUGUGGAUCGGUCGAACAAAUUAUUUGAAAAUCUUAUCUGAUUACUUUGAACUACAUGGAAAUGUUUGGGGUAAUAAUGAAGAUUUACCGAAAUUUGUGCAUAUUCAUCAAUUACAAUACGGUCAGUCAUAUCUCCAGUUGUUGUCAAAAGCCCAAGUUAUGAUUGGAUUGGGAUUUCCCUAUGAAGGUCCUGGACCAUUGGAAGCUAUCGCAAAUGGUAUCAUUUUCCUCAACCCUCGUUUCAAUCCACCGCAUAGCAGAAGUAACCAAAAAUUUUUCAGGGAUAAACCUACUUCACGUAGUCUUACUAGUCAACAUCCAUAUAUUGAGAAUUAUAUUGGCGAACCUUAUUCAUAUUUAAUUGAUAUGGAAAAUGAAACACAGAUACGUUCAACAGUUGAACAACUGCUUACCAGUAUUACUAAUGAAGGUUAUCGCCCCCAUGAAUAUACUCCAUGGGAUUUCUUGAACGCCUUAAUGCUUACCUGA